This is a messenger RNA of Rotaria socialis, 1188 nucleotides long. NCBI's taxonomy places the organism in Eukaryota, Metazoa, Rotifera, Eurotatoria, Philodinida, Philodinidae. The record is from the annotation of a GenBank genome assembly.
AUGACUCAAGUUGUACCUGAACAUCUAGCUCGUGCUAAGCUCAGUAAUAAUGUAAAUAAUAAUAAUAAUAAUACGCGAAAAGAAACUAAUAGUACUUAUAAAAAUCGAUCACACCGUUCAAUUCCUGCUACAUCAAGUUCAAUAUCGGUCACAUGCGAUACAGAUACACCUUUAAAAUCAUCUAAUAUUUCACAUCAACAAUCAUCAUCAUCGCCAUCAUCAUCAUCGAAAAAACCUUUUUCGAUAACAAAAAAUCAUAUAAGUACAUCGUAUUCAUCGUCAGUUUUAAUGAAUGCAACUGUUCAUUCUUCUCCAACAUUAUCUCGUAAUCAUCGCCGAUAUGAAUCAAAUGGUAACAGUACAUCAUCAAUGGCAACUAGUUUAACAACAUCAUCUGGAAUAAAUAUCGCACGUGAGAAGCUAACAUUAACAUCGUCAAUAUCAACAAUUUCAAUAUCAAAUAAUAGACACAUAAGGAAAAGCACAGGAGAUGAAAGUGAAGGUGCUGUGGCUGGAACAAUUGUUUCAACGAAAAGUCUUUCGAACAAACAUAAAUCAAGUUCAUUAGAUGAUGAUAAUUAUAAUCAUCAUCAUCGUCAUCAACAUCAUCAGCGUAACAAUCGUACAAGUCAAAAUCGUAGAAUCGGAAGAAGUGUUCUCGAGCAUCUUGUUUUUGUCUUUCCUGAAAAUGUUCGCAGAAUACUAACAGGAACUAAAAAUUUAACCGUGCGUUCCGACGAAGGCCGCCAACCAGCUGAGCCCAUAGACCUCGGAGAACCACCAUCUGUGGAAGAAUUAAAGGGCUGGGCUGAAUCCUUUGAUAAACUAAUGAUUAGUCCUAUUGGUCGACGUUAUUUUCGUGAUUUUUUACGAUCCGAAUAUAGUGAAGAAAAUUUUCUAUUUUGGAUGUCCUGUGAAUCCCUUAAAAAUGAACAAAAUCCUGAAAUCAUAGAAGAAAAAGCAAGAUUAAUCUAUGAAGAUUAUAUAUCCAUAUUAUCUCCGAAAGAGGUAAGUUUGGAUAGUCGAGUGCGCGAAGUAAUCAAUAAAAAUAUGGUUGAACCAUCUCCUCAUACAUUCGACGAAGCCCAACUGCAAAUCUAUACUCUCAUGCAUCGUGACUCAUAUCCACGUUUUAUAAAUUCACAAAUGUACCGGCGACUACUACGUAUUGAAGGCGUGAACACUUGA